AUGUUGCCUUCGCACUCUCUUUCAAAUUUCAAACACGACAGCUACACGGACGACUUCAUCCCACUACCAGGUCAGAAAAGACUCCCCAGUCCAUCCGACGCUUCCCACUUUUCAAGAUUUGUGUAUUGUCUCGUGUGUGUGUGUGUGUGUGUGUGUGUGUGUCUGCAGUGCCUACAUGGGUGCAGCCGCUGCGUUUCAUCGGUCUGCACGUCAUGAACACGCCAGCAUCGGUGUACGGCCUCUCGCCCCCUCCACACGGCGGGUCACCCGACGACUCACGCUACGGGCUGCAUGCCCUUUUUCCCUCGCGAUGGAGGUGUUCCCACCUGCGUGCCGCAUCGACCUGAAGGCAGAGACGGAUGAGGACGACUUCGACCCAUAGUCGUCGCUGACAGGGAAGA
Messenger RNA from Vitrella brassicaformis, 401 nucleotides. NCBI's taxonomy places the organism in Eukaryota, Vitrellaceae. The record is from the annotation of a GenBank genome assembly.